Aphanomyces astaci is the source of this 636-nucleotide messenger RNA. RefSeq lists its product as hypothetical. The transcript has 2 exons. Bases 1 to 636 code for a protein of 211 amino acids. Gene Ontology annotation, molecular function: nucleic acid binding. The record is from RefSeq and is a predicted model, not a curated record. NCBI's taxonomy places the organism in Eukaryota, Oomycota, Saprolegniomycetes, Saprolegniales, Verrucalvaceae.
AUGGCCAUUAGUAAUCACCGCGUCAGCAUUUUAUAUGACAUUCAACGUUGGCACUCACGCAUCGAUGCCCGGCGUACAACCUACUCCCCGUUGGGGCGCAGUAUUUCCAUCUGUAUCCGCUUUGGCAAAGGUUCCCUUUUAACCCUCAUUGGCACAUAUUUUCAAGACUCUCCCGCAUCUCACAGCGAGACGACCGAACAGGAAUGGCAAUGGCUCACCCAGGCCACCACAAAAAUCCCUGGGCACCACCACUCUGUCAUCAUAUGGGGGGAGACUUCAAAACCUACGGCACCAACCCCCUCGACCGAUCUGCCCCACAACCCCGCUCAGGCCCCAUGCCAGCGGCCCUAUCCCUCCGAAUUGCAACCACUUGAGCUGGUGUGGGCGAAUGUGAAAGGACAUGUUGGUCGCCGCAACACUGAUGGUACGGGGCUUGCGGAUGUGAAGGAACAACUCGAAGAAGCGUUCGAAGUGUUGAAAGCCGGACUAUUCAAGGCUGUAGCAAAGCUGCAGAGGGGAAAUUGCAGAAGCUGUACGAACAUUUGCUGGCAAUUGACGGCUUACAAUCCGACGAGGAGUCUUCGGCGCAGAGUGGCAGUGAUAAUGAUGCCGAAAGCGAUUGUGCACUCUAGUUAA